Molecule: messenger RNA, 2848 nt
Organism: Umbelopsis ramanniana AG
Lineage: Eukaryota; Fungi; Mucoromycota; Umbelopsidomycetes; Umbelopsidales; Umbelopsidaceae
Exons: 7
Coding region: 33-2762 (909 amino acids)
Cellular component (GO): nucleus
Source: RefSeq, a predicted model, not a curated record
AUACCACACUGCUAAUUCAUAGGGCAUAAAUUAUGGCCAUGACCAAGUCAAAAGGAGUAAAGCAGCCGAAUAAGCAGCACAAGUUCAACAAAAAACCUAGAGAAGAAGAUAACCAGAAAACCGAGCCAGCAGUCCAAAAUGGAAAAAGUAACGAAAACGAUCUGUUGAAAGAGAUCAUCACCUUGGGCGGUUCCAAAGACGAUCUCAAACUUAUCGAAAGUAUUGAUGACAACGACUCUGAAGAAUUAGUAGAGGAUUCAGAAGCUCCUCAGGCUGGAUUUGUCAAAGAACUCCAAAACUUUAUGAAAGGCAUGGAUUUCGGCAAAUUUAAUGAAGACUCUGAGUAUGUUACUGUCGAAGAAGAGGAAGAGGAGGAAGAAGACGAGGAGGAUGAGGAAUUCGACGAUGCAGAUCAAGUCGAUGACGAAGAAGGCGACGAAGAAGAUGUGUCAGAACAUAAGCCAAAAGCCGGCAAGCUGCUCAUUGAACCAGUACCACAUUGGCACGCAAUCCAACUACCACCAUUGAAGGGUACACCACUUCCUUCCGUUCCAAUGUCCGAUACCCAGGUUUCGGCCAAGUACCAGCAUGCUAGAGAGUUACUGGACAAAGAAAAUUCAGCUGCAGAAUCACACCCUUCAUUAUCCAGCUCAGAUCGAUCCUUCUUGUCCGAUAUUCUAAAGUCUGGUACUCUUAACGAUAAAGUAUCUGCUUUGACGCUUCUCGUCCAAGAAUCACCUAUCCACGGUCUCCGCACUAUGGAUACACUUAUGGGCAUGAGCAAAAAGAAGAGCAGAAAAGAAGCUGUUCAGGCCAUCACAAGUUUGAAGGAUUUGUUCAUUGGUAGUGUUCUUCCUGAUCGCAAAUUGAUCUACUUCCGAGAUCGACCUUUGUGGGACAAGGGUAUCAAAGAUGAACAUUUGAUUGUAUGGGCAUAUGAAGACUUUUUGAAGAAGUACUACUUUGAGUUCUUACAAACUGUCGAGGCGUUGUCCCACGAUACCCUUUUGCAUGUCCGUCACAACAUGGUUACCUGCAUGCAUGAUCUUCUGGCUGGAAAACCAGAGCAGGAACAGAAUUUGCUCAAGUUGUUGGUCAAUAAGUUGGGAGACUCAGAAAACAAAGUAGCCGCUAAGGUAUCGCAUUUGAUCAUUCAACUCUUCCAAGAACACCCAGCUAUGAAGAUCUUUGUUAUCCGAGAAAUUGAGCAGCUAUUGUUGCGACCCAACAUUUCUGAAAGAGCUCAAUAUUACGCUGUCGUCACUGUCAAUCAAACCAUUUUGACUUCCAAGGACGAAGAAGUUGCUAAUAAGCUCGUUGAUAUUUACUUUGUAUUUUUCCGCCGCCUACUCAAGGUCAGCGAAAAGCUAGACAAGGAAGAGAAAUCUGGUUUGGACGAAGAAGAGCCAAAGCAGAACGGCAAAAAAGACAGCAAAAAGGACGACAAAAAGGGCGGCGGCAAAAAGGGUAAAGGAGGAAAGGGCAAAAAGGAAGAGGAACCAGUUGAAGAUGACAACUCCAAACUGGUAGGCGCUUGUCUCACUGGUAUCAACCGAGCCUUCCCCUACUCCAAACUAGACGACAAAGUAUUUGAAAGCAACAUGGACAUCCUGUUCCGCAUUACCCACACAAGUACUUUCAACACUUCCAUUCAAGCUCUCAUGCUCAUUUUCCAAGUGUGCACGGCCAAGGAAUUUGUCAACGACCGUUUCUAUCGUACCUUAUACGAAUCGCUUCUGGAUCCUCGCUUGGUGACUAGUUCCAAGCAAGCCAUGUACAUGAACUUAUUGUACAAAGCACUCCGAGCUGACGAUGACUUAAAGCGCGUCAAAGCUUUUGUCAAGCGUAUUGUUCAAGUUGCGGCUUAUCAUCAGCCCACCUUUAUCUGCGGUAUAUUUUACCUUAUAGACAAGCUCGCCACAGCGAAACCAGGUUUGCGGGGCCUAAUCACUCAACCUGAAGAAGAUGACGACGAGGAACAUUUUGAAGAUGCGCCCGACAGCGAUGAUGAAGAUGCCAACAAGAAACCCAAAGCCGCAGCAGCAAGUGCUUCCAGCCAUGGUACUAAAUAUGAUGGACGUAAACGAGACCCUCGUUUUGCCAAUGCUGACAAAACCUGUUUGUGGGAACUGAUACGUUUCACACGCCACUAUCACCCAUCUGUUUGUAAAUUUGCUGAAACCAUGUUGAAGGGGGAAUCCAUCCAAAGUGCUCCCGAUCUCCGCCUCCAUACAUUGAUGCAUUUCUUAGAUAGAUUUGUGUACCGCAAUGCAAAGAAGAAGGCAGGAACCAAGGGCAGCUCCAUUAUGCAACCUAUAGCCGACCAAACGGGACCCGAUGUCGCUGUAUCAUUGCAACGUGGUGCCGGUGGACUUAACCAGGUCACUGUCAAUUCUGAAGAAUUCUGGAGAAGAAAGGUCGAAGAUGUCCCUGUCGAUGAACUUUUCUUCCACAAGUACUUCAAUCAAAAAAUGGCAGGUGUUUCCACCAAGGCCAAUAAGAAAAAUAAGAAGGCAGCCACUGAAGAAGAGAGUGAUCACGAAGAAGAUGAAGUAUGGAGAGCCAUGGUCAACUCUAUGCCUGGUGAAGGACCUGGCGAUGAUGAAGAUGAAGAUAUUGAUGAAGACGAUAGCGAAGAUGACGAAGAAAUGCAAGCUUUAUUAAUGGAUAGUGAAGACGAUGAGAUUGAUGAUGAUGAAGAAGGUAGCCAAGUGGAUCUUGGGGAUCAAGAUUUCUAUCUCAUCCUCAUCUUAUCGGUUUAACUACCAUAAUACAACAGUUUUCGCAUUUUGUACCAUAACACAAAUCAACCCUAAAAAGAAAAACCCAGUUCUAACAAUGCCUCGUU